Culex quinquefasciatus (southern house mosquito) is the source of this 2677-nucleotide messenger RNA. RefSeq lists its product as uncharacterized. Lineage: Eukaryota; Metazoa; Arthropoda; Insecta; Diptera; Culicidae. The record is from RefSeq and is a predicted model, not a curated record. The transcript is spliced from 2 exons. The coding region runs from base 39 to 611 and encodes 190 amino acids.
CGUCAGGCUGGACGCGAAUCAUACGGUACAUCUUGGCGAUGUCAGCGACGAUGGCAACAGCGUGGAGUCGAAAGCGUAGCGCAAUGUCCAGUAAAUCGUCCUGCACAACUGGUCCCACCAUGAGCGCAUCGUUCAGAGCAACUCCGGUAGACGUGCGACACGAAGCAUCAAACACCACGCGGAGCUUCGUAGUGGUGCUGUCUGGCCUCAAGACGCAGUGGUGUGGCAGGUCUGGAUUCGCUGACAGCCGCUUCUCCAGUCCCAGAAAGCGUUUGAUGGCUGUUGAUCUGGACUCACCGAGACGCUGGACAGCGUACUUUUUCUUGGGCAGCGUCACAACAAAUCUGCCAGUCUCGUCACGAACCGUCGUCUCCUCGAACAGCUGCUCGCACGUGGAUUCUUCGAUCGAGUGCGUGCUCUUGGUGCGGCACGUUUCCAGUUCCCAAAAUCUGGUCAGCAGCUCGUCGAUUGCUGCGACGGAUACGAGAGACGUCGAUUCUGGAACGCUGCCGGGAAGCCGGCCGGAAAUAAUCCAACCGAACACCGUGUUGUGCAGCGUGGGACCGUCUGCAGCUGGUUUCACCCGUUCGUCCGUCAGCAAGUCCUUGUAGAACUCGGCACCGAUAAUGACGUCCACUGGACCGGUUUUGUGGAACUCCGGAUCAGCCAGGAACAUCCAGUCGGGCAGCUGAAUUGUAGACGGGUCGAUGUACGACGUCGGCAACGAGAUGUUGAGCUUGGGCAGGACGUGGAACUGCAUCUCCGACUCGUACGCUGAAAUCUGAUCGGAACGCGGACCGACAUCUGCACACACGAGCUGAGUCGACACACAACGGGAAGUUCCGAUCCCCUGGAUCGGUAAAUACGACGAUUGUCGCUCAAAUUUGAGUCUUCGCGAGAACUCUCUGGUCAUCAGACAGUGCUGUGAGCACGAGUCAAGAAGCGCACGCGCUAGCAGCGUGUUUCCGAAGCGGUCUUUAAUACGGAUGAGCGCGGUUGACAGGAUGAUGUUGUGUGUGGGCGUGACGGGUAGUGCAACGUAGUUUUGGCUAGUGGUUUGUGGCUGUGUGGCUUGAGAGUCUGUAGUCUGUAGGUUAGUCUGAUUAGCAGGUGCAUUGUUGGCUGGAGUGUGUGUUGUCUGAUUUGUGUUCUGUGGUCUGGGUUGUUGUCGCUGUACUGAGGUCGUCGCGGUUGGUCUCGACUGCUGUUGUGGAACGGAGGAUCUCAUCUGAUCGUUGUGCAGCAUCGAGUGGUGUUUCUGGUGACAGUGAUGGCAAGUUCCUCCUUCGCACAUCCGCGGGUAAUGUCCAGGCUUCAGGCAGUUUCUGCACAGCUUGUUCCUCAAAACAGCGUCGCUGCGCUCCGAGAUCGUCAUCUUCUGGAACUUAAAGCACCGGAACGGGGUGUGCCACGGGCCGCUGCAAAAGUGACACUGGUUGCUGCUCCGCACAGCAGUGUGACAGACUACUGCUUUCGGAGGGCGCUGUUCUGACGGUUUCGCUUUCGCUCGUUUGAUCGAUUGAAGAACCGAACAGUGGCCGCGCAGGUACUCCAGUAGAGCCUUGUAGGUUGGGACUUCCUUGCUGUUGUGGUGGGUCUCCCAAUUCCUAAGCGUGGCCGAGUCCAGCUUUGAGCACAGGACGUGCGCCAUAACCGUACUCCAGUUGGCAGUAUUUUCACCCAUCUUGUCCAGCAUCUGCAGAUUUUUAUCAAACUCACCGAGCAGGUGGCUGAGACCGUCGUACGACUCCUUGGUCAGCGGUUCCAGAACCAGAAUGACAUCGAGGUGGGCUUUCACGAUCAGCUUCUUGUUUCCGUACUCCUCCUCCAGCGCGUUCCACGCGACGGAGUAGUUUUCUUCCGACAGGUCGAUGCCACUGAUCUCCAGCAAUGCAGGACCAGAAAGUGACGAUUGGAGAUAGGUGAACUUGUCCAUCGAUGUCAGCUUCGAGUUCCGGUGGAUGAGACUCUUGAAGGUGUCACGGAAGGUCACCCACUCGCGCAGAUUUCCGCUGAAGUUCGGCAGAUGAAUGUCAGGCAGCUUGACGCGCAAUGGAAACGAGGUAUCCGCAUCACCAACACUUGGAGCUGUCUGUUCGACGACCUUGACCGGCCGCUUCGCAAUCAGCAUCGCCUUGACCUUGCAGAAUUUGUUGUCGAACUCCUGUACCACCUGUAGAUUGGCCUCUUCACGAUGUGACACGACCUCCUGCUUGACCUUCGGCUCCGCAUCCGCGUACUUGGCCGCAUCCUUUUCUUCCAGCAGCAACUCCAGCUUCGUCCGUAGGUCCGUGAACUCCUGGUACACGUCGUUCAGCAUUCCGAGUCGAACUUCCAGCUGGCACUCGUGUUCUUCCGCCUUGUAGUGCUCGACGAACUGAUUCAGCACCUCCAGUUUGUUCAGCAGGAUCUCCUGCUUCUUCCGCAAAGUCUGCAGAUCGCCCAUCGUGACCACUGAUCGCCAACUGAAUAACAUCCACUUUCACUUUCAGAUUCACCGGAAACAGACAGAUCGACUCGACGUUCCACGACGCGACCGCGCAAGACAGAUUGCGAACUGUACGACCCAGUAUUGACAGCAGCGACAGGGGAAUCGACCAGGGAAUUCCAGAGGACCAGACAGAACAACACAACACUCAUGCAACCUGACCAGACUAAUAAAAACUCUCGUGCAAUU